Molecule: messenger RNA, 4115 nt
Organism: Aspergillus alliaceus
Lineage: Eukaryota; Fungi; Ascomycota; Eurotiomycetes; Eurotiales; Aspergillaceae
Product: mismatch repair ATPase MSH6
Exons: 5
Coding region: 303-3914 (1203 amino acids)
Biological process (GO): mismatch repair
Cellular component (GO): MutSalpha complex; nucleus
Molecular function (GO): ATP-dependent DNA damage sensor activity; ATP binding; mismatched DNA binding
Source: RefSeq, a predicted model, not a curated record
GGAAAACACAUCGUUUGUUUAAGGGAUUGAUGGGUUUUAGGGCUGGCCAACACACAUCACUCCGGAUGUGCAUCAUCCGCUAUCAACCUCAGGCAAACAGGACCGUCUCCCUUCUGCCUGAGGCACAACGCGGUAACCACUAAACGCGUCGACGCGCGACGCCCUUCCGAGGAGUUGAUUGAUCAACUCAGCUGUCGCAACAUUCUUUAAGCAUCUGUUCAAGUCGUAUAGAUCCCUCAAUACUUCCGAUAUGUCCCAAUAAUCUUUCAAAGGAGUCUUAUUAUCACUACCGUCAAAACAGAAUGGCCAAAGGACCGCCCGCGUCUUCCUCUCCGGCCGCAACGCCCCCCUCCGGAGUUCUCAAACGAACCACUUCUAGCACUCAGAAUAUGAAGAAUCAGAAGUCAAUUCUUGGCUUCUUUCAAAAAUCUUCACCGUCAACACCUUCCACCGCUCGUAAUGCCGAACCAGCCUCGUCACCCGCCCAGAGGGUAUCGGAGCAGCGCGGGGCGACCGCUACUCGACGCUCCGUGAAAAGCGAAAAGAAGAAGAAUAUCCCACAGUUCUCGGACCUGAGCCCAGUGCCCAGUAGUGACCUGGUUGAACCAGAGGAGGAGGAAGGCAAUGCCGAGGCGAGCUCCAAUGACCCAAAGGCGACUUCGCCAUCCCGUCGGUCCAAAAAGCAGGUUAAUUAUUUCGAGUCCAAUUCCGAAGGCGAAGAUGACGACGAAAAGAUAUUCCGCCCUAGCCGCAAGAACAAGGCGCCCAAGCGGAGAAAGGUAUCACCCGAGAGUGAUGAUGAAUUUGAACAAGAUGGAGAUGAUGUUGGGUACUCGAAUGAAGAAAUGGAUGAUUUCAUUGUUGAGGAUGACUCAGACGAAGAAGUGAAGGCUUCGAAGAAGCGCAAGAGGUCAACUCAACCAAAGGCUAAGUCUUCAUCUGUACCUCCAGUCCCAUCACUGGAGGAAGACCUAGACCUGGACAUUCCAGAUGCUUCUUCUGGUACCGCGUUGAAAUGGACGUAUGACCCGGAAAACUCAGAGCCUCGUCAAAACCGUACAGCCCCAGUUUUAUCGAAAAGCUCAUCUGGCACAACAAAACAGAAGGCGCAUAUUACAGAACCUGAACAGCGCUAUGCUUGGCUGGCAAACAUUCGAGAUAUAGACGGCCAUCCAGCCGGCCAUCCUGACUACGACCCUCGUACCCUUUAUAUACCUCCCUUAGCCUGGGCCAAGUUUUCGCCCUUUGAAAAACAGUACUGGGAGAUCAAACAAAAGUUCUGGGAUACCGUCGUAUUCUUCAAGAAGGGAAAGUUUUACGAACUUUAUGAAAAUGAUGCCACUAUUGGUCACCAAUUAUUUGACCUCAAGCUUACCGAUCGAGUCAACAUGCGCAUGGUCGGUGUCCCCGAAAUGAGCUUGGAUCACUGGGCAAAUCAGUUUGUAGCCAAGGGAUACAAGAUUGCCCGCGUGGACCAAGCAGAGUCUGCCCUUGGCAAGGAAAUGCGCGAGAGAGACGGCAAGAAAGGAGGCAAAGAAGACAAAGUCAUCAGGAGAGAGCUGGCUUGUGUCCUCACUGCCGGUACAUUGGUCGAAGGAUCAAUGCUCCAGGAUGAUAUGUCUACUUACUGCGUUGCUAUCAAAGAAGCCGUCAUAGAAGAUCUUCCCGCCUUUGGGCUUGCUUUCGUAGACACGGCGACGGGCCAAUUCUUCUUGUCAGAGUUUGUCGACGAUGCCGAUAUGACAAAGUUUGAAACAUUUGUUGCUCAAAUUCGCCCGCAAGAACUACUGCUUGAGAAAUCUACGAUUUCACAAAAGGCACUUCGCAUCUUGAAGAACAAUACAGGCCCCACCACACUAUGGAAUCAUUUGAAGCCAGGGAAGGAGUUCUGGGAAGCGGACAUCACGGUGAGAGAACUGGAUGCCAGUGAGUAUUUCGUCUCUGAGGAUGACGAAAACCUGAAUGCAUGGCCAGAAGUUCUUCGAGCGGCUCGCGAUAAGGAACUAGCUAUGUCGGCCUUUGGCGCGUUGGUGCAAUAUCUCAGGCUUCUGAAGCUUGACCGUGACUUGAUCACAAUCGGUAACUUCUCUUCCUACGACCCAAUUAAGAAGGCUUCUAGCCUGGUGCUAGACGGGCAGACGCUUAUCAAUAUGGAAAUCUUUGCCAACUCAUUUGAUGGAGGCUCAGAUGGGACAUUGUUUCAGCUGUUGAAUCGCUGCAUCACACCGUUUGGCAAGCGUAUGUUCAAACAAUGGGUUUGCCAUCCACUAAUAGAUGCGAAGAAGAUCAAUGCCAGGUUGGAUGCUGUUGAUGCGCUCAACGCGGAUCCUAGCAUUCGGGAUCAGUUUUCUUCACAAUUGACGAAGAUGCCUGAUUUAGAACGAUUAAUCUCACGUAUUCAUGCUGCUAAUUGCAAAGCCCAAGACUUCUUGCGCGUGCUAGAGGGCUUCGAACAGAUCGAAUACACCGUGAGCCUUCUCAAGGACAGUGGCUCUGGAGAAGGCGUCAUUGGUCAGUUGAUCAGUGCAAUGCCGGAUCUGAACGAAUUGCUUGAAUACUGGAGAACAGCUUUCGACCGCGCCAAAGCAAGGGAGAACGGCAUCCUAGUACCCAAAGCUGGCGUCGAAGAAGACUUCGACAACUCCCAAGAAAAUAUUGAAGAACUCCAUCGGGAGCUUGAUAAUAUUUUAAAGCGAACUCGUCGCGAAUUAGGCUCUACUGCCAUUUGUUACCGUGACAAUGGCAAAGAGAUAUAUCAGCUGGAGGUUCCGAUUAAAGUGAAAAAUAUACCUAAGAACUGGGAUCAGAUGUCAGCAACUAAACAGGUGAAGCGGUAUUAUUUCCCCGAACUGCGGUCCGUCAUUCGCAAGCUCCAGGAAGCCCAGGAGACGCACAGUCAAAUCGUCAAAGAGGUCGCUGGCCGAUUCUAUGCACGGUUUGAUGAACACUAUGCAACAUGGCUAGCAGCAGUCAGGAUUAUUUCUCAAUUAGACUGCUUGAUCAGUCUGGCUAAAGCAUCAUCAUCUCUGGGACAACCAAGUUGCCGUCCUACUUUCGUUGACAAUGAGCGAAGUGUUCUCGAGUUUGAGGAGCUGCGUCACCCGUGCCUCCUCUCCUCGGUGGAAGAUUUUAUCCCGAACGAUGUCAGGUUAGGAGGUGAACGUCCCAACAUUGACCUUCUUACUGGUGCUAAUGCUGCCGGAAAAUCCACCGUUCUGCGUAUGACUUGCGUCGCUGUUAUCAUGGCCCAAAUCGGUUGCUACUUGCCUUGUCAAUCUGCGCGAUUAACCCCAGUCGAUCGUAUCAUGUCCCGUCUAGGUGCAAACGACAACAUCUUCGCUGCUCAGUCGACGUUCUUUGUAGAACUUUCCGAAACCAAGAAGAUUCUCUCGGAGGCUACUCCCAGGUCUUUAGUCAUCUUGGAUGAAUUGGGUCGAGGAACCAGCUCUUAUGACGGAGUAGCCGUGGCUCAAGCUGUACUGCACCAUGUUGCUACCCACAUCGGAGCCCUGGGAUUCUUCGCAACCCACUACCACUCUCUGGCGGCUGAAUUCGAAGGACACCCUGAGAUCGCACCAAAACGCAUGAAGAUCCACGUGGACGAUGAGGAGCGGCGUAUCACGUUCCUGUAUAAACUGGAAGAGGGCGUUGCCGAAGGUAGUUUCGGUAUGCACUGUGCCGCCAUGUGCGGUAUUUCCAGUAAGGUCAUUGAGAGGGCAGAGGUGGCCGCGAAGCAAUGGGAGCACACGAGUCGCCUCAAGGAAAGUCUUGAACGGCGCAAGGGUGGUGGCUUUGUUGGACUGGGAUGGUGGAGCGAUGUCGCUUGGGCUCUGCGCGAGUCAUCCGAUGCCAAUGGUGGUGAAAUUUCCGAUAGAAGUCUGGAGGUACUCCUGAAAGCCAUUGAAGCUCUGUAAUUGCGUUGGAUGCUUCAUCCUAUCGGGGUUCGUUCACUAAUUCGGUGUUUGUGAUUCGGGGUACCAAGUCAUGAUCUUUAUAAAAUGGCACUCUGUCUGGAGUUCAGGGAUAUCUGUAAUCGUGAUCUAAAGUUAGAAAUCUGCGUCUGGCUCAGUUGUAUAGGAAAUUAUCCAAUUCAAGGCAAUUUGUUUGUUAUUUAC